Molecule: messenger RNA, 2114 nt
Organism: Tachysurus fulvidraco (yellow catfish)
Lineage: Eukaryota; Metazoa; Chordata; Actinopteri; Siluriformes; Bagridae
Exons: 16
Coding region: 85-1626 (513 amino acids)
Biological process (GO): proteolysis
Cellular component (GO): cytoplasm
Molecular function (GO): manganese ion binding; metalloaminopeptidase activity
Source: RefSeq, a predicted model, not a curated record
UCACACGUAGGGCGCUUAUAUAGGGCGCAGCACGGCUAUUGGGACCGAGCCAUUUUCUCUUGCUGUGAGGAGAAAGACAGCGUCAUGGCUUUGAGUGUACAGCCUGUUCAGUGGACCGCCGACUACAAGGACAAAAGUUACGACGGCGUCCUUUUGGUGGCACAGAACUUCGAUGGCCUUCCCAGUGAGCUGGAGGACCUGAAAGCUGCUUUAAAGGAGUAUAGUACUGUGGACAACUCACUGGUGGACAAUGUGGUCGUCCUGAAGGCUGUCGGUUUGCCCGGAGACAGGCUGGUGUUCUCCCCCACAGGACCCCUCAACCGGGACUACGAUGACGUCAGGCGCUUCAGCGAAGCCGCCGAGAAGGGCAUCAAGAGGGCGAUGAAGGCGGGUAUGCAGCGUCCCCUGCUGGUGUGUCCUGCACACAGCACUUAUAAGAUGAACACCUUGGCGGCCGUUCUGGGAGCCUUACACGCUCUGUACCUGCCCCUCGAGCUGCGGGAGGUGAAAUCUUCACCUUAUAAAGUGGCAGUGUUGGGUGUGUGGGUGAAAGACAAGGCUGAGGGUGACGACUUCAUCCAGCUCGCCACAGCUUUGGAGAGCGGAAGGGUAGUGUAUCGGGACAUCGGCGGCUCCGAUCCAGAGCGUAUGGCUGCACCACGUGUAGCUGAUUACGUGCAGGAAGUGUUCAAGGACACCUGCGUACAGGUGAAGGUGGUGAGUGAUUUGAGGACACUGGAGAAGGAGUAUCCGUGUUUAGCUGCAGUUAAUCGCUGUGCUAACAAUGUGCAACGUCAUCAGGCACGAGUGAUUCAUCUUGAGUAUUGUGGGGAAGGAACCAUUCAGGAGACACUUAUGCUGGUGGGCAAGGGCAUCACUUAUGACACGGGGGGAGCCGACAUCAAGGCUGGAGGAUUCAUGGCUGGCAUGCACAGGGAUAAGUGUGGAUCUGCUGCUGUAGCUGGCUUCUUCCAGACCCUGAGCAAGCUGAAGCCCAAACAUCUGAAGGUUGUAGGUUCCAUGGCGAUGGUGCGCAACAGUGUGGGUUCAGACUGCUACGUGGCUGAUGAGCUGAUCGUAUCUCGAGCUGGACGCAGGGUACGUGUUGGAAACACUGACGCUGAAGGGCGCAUGGUCAUGGUGGACCUGCUCUGUGAGAUGAAAGAAAAGGCAGUGAACGAAGUCUCUCCACAUCUGUUCACCAUCGCCACCCUGACCGGUCACGCCAUAAGAGCCAUGGGACCCAAUUACUCUAUCAUCAUGGAUAACGGAGCGGCACGUCGCGAAGACAAUGCCUUAAAGUGGCAGAAAGCGGGAGAGGUUUUGGGAGACGUGUUCGAAGUGUCCACUAUCCGUAGGGAGGAUUACGAGUUCCACAAAGGGAAGUCUGAGUACGAGGACGUCCUACAGAGUAACAAUCUGCCCUCUUCUGCCACGCCACGUGGACACCAGGCUCCUGCAGCCUUCCUCAUCAUGACCUCCGGCUUAGACAAGCAUGGAGUGGACUCUGAGAAACCUCUCCCCUAUUCUCAUAUCGACAUUGCUGGUUCCAGUGGUCCUUUCCCAGGAGUCCCUACUGGAGCUCCUCUUCUCGCCAUGGCAAUCAAAUACAUCCUUCAGAAGUGACGUGCCUCCCAUCCAUCAUUUCACUUCACGGUCCCUGCCGUCCGUGUCCAUUUAAUCCAUUUCAAGUAUUCGUGUAUCCUGUGAAAUCCUAUUCUUCUAUGAAUUACGACUUCUGUCUUCCAUCAACACAAUGCUGUAAACGAAACAGCGAGAACUGACCCGCAUUUACACUUAACCCAUUAAAUGGUCCGGGUUUAUAUCUGACGUGUGAAAACAUGUGGUUCGGUUCCAGCUUGUGAUGGUCCUCACGUCAGUUUUUUCAUCUACAUAUGUAUAAUUCGCUAAGUCUGUGUUAUUGAAGUGCUAUCACUCCAUCCCCAGUCUCAUCCCUACAGUCCUUUCCCUCUCACCUUUCCUGAACAAGAUCUGUACAAAAAAAAACAACAACUCAGGGAUGACGAUAAAUUUGAAAAGUGCAUUUUGUACAACUUGCUUUGUUGUGUAUGAACCACAUAAAUCUCAAAUAAAUCUGUGGCAAGAAAAAAAAA